This is a messenger RNA of Zychaea mexicana, 936 nucleotides long. RefSeq lists its product as uncharacterized. The coding region runs from base 1 to 936 and encodes 311 amino acids. The transcript has 3 exons. Lineage: Eukaryota; Fungi; Mucoromycota; Mucoromycetes; Mucorales; Lichtheimiaceae. The record is from RefSeq and is a predicted model, not a curated record. Gene Ontology annotation, molecular function: RNA binding. Gene Ontology annotation, biological process: endonucleolytic cleavage in ITS1 to separate SSU-rRNA from 5.8S rRNA and LSU-rRNA from tricistronic rRNA transcript (SSU-rRNA, 5.8S rRNA, LSU-rRNA); small-subunit processome assembly; endonucleolytic cleavage to generate mature 5'-end of SSU-rRNA from (SSU-rRNA, 5.8S rRNA, LSU-rRNA). Gene Ontology annotation, cellular component: nucleolus.
AUGGCAGAUUCCGAAGACGAUGAAGACAGUGAUUCCGAUGCAGACGAAGACGAUGAUAGCAGUGAAGACAACAUUAGCGAAGACGAAACAGACAAUAAAGAAGCGGACGAUAACGAUUUAUCUGAAGAAGAAGAGGAUUUGAACGUUCACGAUGGACAAGACGAGGGAGUAGACAAACAUGGCAACGCAAUUCUUGACCUAGGCGACAACAGUGACAAAAAGAAGAAAAAGAAGGUGAAGAAGCUGACUCCCGAAGAACUAGAAGCAUUUGAGAAACAACAGAAGAACACGGGCGUGUGCUACAUGUCACGUAUUCCUAUGUUUAUGACACCUACACGUCUACGAGACUUUUUGAGCAAGCAUGCUGAACUUGGCCGUAUAUACCUCGAGAAAGAAGAUCCAAAAAUCACAGCCAAGCGACGAAAAUAUCACAAAAACAAGCGUGUCAAUUAUCGUGAAGGAUGGAUCGAGUUCAAGGAUAAAAAGAAGGCAAAACAACUGGCAGAAUACUUGAACGCUCGCCAAGUGGGUGGCAAGCGUGGCAAUGCAUUCUAUUACGAGACGUGGACGAUCAAGUACCUGCCAAAGUUCAAGUGGCGGCAUCUGACCGAACAAAUGGCAUACGAAAGAAAGGCACGCGAACGACGAUUGGAGGCAGAACUUGCACAGGCAACGCGUGAAAACCGAAUCUAUCUUGAAAACGUCGAAAGAGCCAAGAUGCAUCAAGGCAUGCAGAAACGAAACCAGAAGAAGCGCAAACUUGCAGAUGACGAUGCUCAUCAGCCAGAAGCAGAAGAGGAAAUGCGACGAAGCUUCAAGCAGAGAUCCAAGGUGGUCACUGAGGUGGCUUCACAGAAAGCUGGUGAUGGAAAGGAAGCUAUGGGUCGUCUGGAUGCUAGUGUAAAGAAUGUGUUGUCUCAUGUACUUGGCAAAUAA